This is a messenger RNA of Fomitiporia mediterranea MF3/22, 1705 nucleotides long. RefSeq lists its product as uncharacterized. Gene Ontology annotation, molecular function: ionotropic glutamate receptor binding; synaptic receptor adaptor activity. The record is from RefSeq and is a predicted model, not a curated record. The transcript has 8 exons. Lineage: Eukaryota; Fungi; Basidiomycota; Agaricomycetes; Hymenochaetales; Hymenochaetaceae. The coding region runs from base 195 to 1529 and encodes 444 amino acids. Gene Ontology annotation, biological process: signal transduction.
CCCAUCCGGUGGCUACUUAACUGAGACGGACUCUCUCUUUCAGACUUAAGUCUGGAUACUGCCCUGAGCUAUCUGUUCUGAGGACUACUGCAUCACGACUGUCACUGUGCUCUUUAUAAGAAUGCCCAACUAAAGCAACGCCUGAUUUCUGGAUACUCGGGUCAUCUACUCUAGCCUUGCUGCUGCUACAAGCUAUGGAUUGCUGCGAACAGCUCGGCAAUAUCUUGUUCUGGGAUGAGUAUGAUGUCCAUGUAUGGCUCUCCAGCCUCGGAUUAUCUCAAUAUGAGGUCCAAGUACGCGAACAUCAUAUUACUGGAGACAUCCUCAUCCAGUUAGACGCUGAAGCACUUAAAGAAGUAGGAAUUGCAACAGUGGGGCAACGGCUUCUUAUUUUGAAGGCUGUUUACCAACUCAAGAUUGCUCAAGGCGUGGAAUUGGAACCAGGCCAUUACAUUCCUCCUUCCGAAAUUGACGCAGCUCCUCUUCAGACGGCUCAGUCUGAAUACGACAUUUUCCAAACUCUACAUUCUAGUCUCACUCAUACCAGCCCCCCAUUGUAUGAGAUACAAGACCAUAUCGAGAAUCGGGACAGCGCAUUUGCAGAGUCGGGCGCAGAAUGUACACGUGUGGUUGUUUUACCCUCAUCGAUCAAUACUAGACCCUUGAUGGCAUCGCGGCGGAAAACAGAUCCUAGCCAGUUCAGCCACUGUGAAUCCACUUGCUCCGGUCUCCACUCUGAUACCCUUGCACGCGACAGCAAAGAUCAGGCUCACGCGGAUGACCCUGUAAGGAAAGUUCUCCCUGUGGCGCUGAAGAAAUAUGGUAUUACAGACGACUGGCGGAACUAUGUUUUACUAGUUUGCUAUGGGACAACAGAAUUAAGAUUGGCAGACGAGGAUAAGCCUCGGCGGAUUUUCCAGAAACUCCAGGAAGAGAAGAAAAAUCCGGUUUUUGUGCUGAAACACGUAUCCGAAAUUCGUAGAGACAGUAACGCAAGGACUUGCGUACCUUCUAGAGACCAGGGAUCGCAGCGUGGACAAACAUAUGCAGUGGCCAUCCAUCCUUACAGAACCGGGACAGGCGCACCAUUCGAUGCCUUCCCUGGCGAUGCCUUCAUCGUUAUAUCCAAGAAGCAAAGUCAGUGGCUAGUGCAACGAGACCCUUCGGGCACUGGCUUAAUCAGCAAAACUCUGGAGCAAGUCAGGAUACCAUCGGGUUGCUUGCUAGAAACGGACCUUCCUAUUGCCUUUGCCUCAGCUGCGGCUUUCGCUGCCAGAGUUUCACCGGGACCCCAGUCCCCGCGCUCAUCUGCAACAUCCAAUAGCCCCAUUUUACCGAGAAAUAUUGUGUCAAUGGGGUAUCCGAGUACCUCGCUCAUGAGCCACAAGAAAUCAGAUGAAGAAAGCCUCGAUCUAUCACGCGGAGAGAUUAUCUACGUGUACAAACGUUAUAAACACUUAUCAUACCUCGUCAAGGAGAACGGGGAUCGAGGAUGGGUUCCGAUUUGGCUAGUAAACAAGAACAGAUGAACAACACCACAUGCAUACGCCACUGACAUCUCAAUAUUGACUUCCCGGCUUUGUCCGACCUUCAAGUCCCGCUAUUCGAAGAUGCACAGAUUUUGUAUCUAUGCCGACUUAUCGAGACCCAUCAUUGUACAGGAGGAUUGCCGGAUAAUCCACAAUCUACUAUAUCCUCCAGAUUG